AUGUCGACAGACCAUAUCAGAAAGGCGGACGGCCUCUUCAUGGAGGUCCGUGAUCCCAAAGACGGGCCUGUUCUUCCCAAGGACGGUCAGAGGAAUGUCCUCAUCACUUCUGCUCUUCCUUACGUGAACAACGUCCCUCAUCUUGGUAACAUCAUUGGCUCUACGCUCUCUGCCGAUGUCUUUGCUCGAUAUAACCGAACACUCAACGUUCCCACUCUCUAUAUCUGUGGCACUGACGAGUAUGGUACUGCCACCGAGACAAAGGCACUCGAAGAGGGUGUCACUCCGUACGAGCUCUGUACCAAGUUCCACAAGCUCCAUACCGAGAUCUACGAUUGGUUCCAACUUUCUUUCGAUAAGUGGGGCCGUACCAGUACUCCCGAGCAUACCGACAUCACCCAGGGCAUCUACAAGCGCCUUCACGAGAAAGAUCUCUUCCGACUCGAGACCGCCGACCAGACUUAUUGCGAGGACGACAAACUUUUCCUUGCUGAUCGAUUCGUGGAAGGUAUCUGUCCUGCGUGCGAGUAUGACGAUGCCCGAGGAGAUCAGUGCGACAAGUGCGGCAUCACCUUCUCCUCUCCUACUCAACUCCUCAGCCCCCGUUGUAAGCGAAACAAGAACCACAAACUCUCCGUUCGUCCCUCCACCCAUGCCUGUAUCAGGCUCGACCUCAUCCAGCCCAAACUGGUCGAAUGGAUGCAGCAGGCCAGAGUGAAGGGUCGUUGGGGCACGAAUGCAGUCAUCACCGACAAGGGAGAGAUUGUGGAACCUCGUAUGCUUGGGGAGGGUUUGAGGCCUAGUGCGGUCACAAGAGAUCUGAAGUGGGGUGUGGAGGUGCCCAAGAUUGGCAACAAGGAGGAGGACGAGGCGUUAGAGGGCAAGGUCAUCUAUGUUUGGUUCGAUGCUCCUGUCGGUUACCCUUCCAUUACCGCUACCCUCACCGACCAAUGGGAAAAGUGGUGGAAGAACCCCGACAACGUUGAGCUUUACCAGUUCAUGGGUAAAGACAAUGUCUACUUCCACACUGUGCUCUUCCCCUCCAUGUUGCUUGGUACCGAGGAGCCGUGGACCAUGUUGCACAACAUCUCCAGUACUCAGUAUCUCAAUUACGAAGACACCAAGUUCUCCAAGAGCCGAAAUGUCGGUGUGUUUGGCAACAACGCGCGAGAGACAGGUCAACCUCCCGAGGUCUGGAGAUACUAUCUGAUCUCUCAACGACCCGAAAACAGCGACUCUGCUUUCUUGUGGAGCAAGUUCAUCACGGCCAACAACAAUGAGCUACUGGCCAACUUGGGCAACUUUGUCAACCGAGUGAUCAAAUUCGUCAAUGCCAAAUACGACUCUAAGGUCCCUGGACCCGCCGACCUCGCCGGUGGCGUCCCUACCCCCACCACGCAGAUCGACAAGGACUUUGUCGCCGACAUCAACGCUCGUUUGACAAAGUACCGUCAGUUGAUGGACGACACCAAGCUCCGAGACGGUCUUUCUCAGGCCAUGUCUAUCUCUGCUCGUGGUAACCAAUACCUCCAGGAGAACUCUCUCGACAACUCUUUGCUCGCCAACCAACCCGAGCGAUGCGCCGAGGUGCUCUUGAACGCUGUCAACUUGAUCUACAUCUUGUCUGCUGUCUUCCACCCUUUCAUGCCCAACACUUGCGAUGGUAUCCUCAGGCAAGUCAACGCCCCCGCGAGGAGCUUGGCCAGCGAGUUCAGCGUCGACAUCUUGCCCGGACACGUACUCGGUAAGGCCGAGUACCUGUUCAAGAAGAUUGAAAAUGUGGAUGGAGCGCAGGAGAAGAAGUGGCAGCGUCAAUUUGGUGGUGAUGCUGUCGCUGCCGCCGAGACAACCCCUUCCGGCCCUGGCGGUCACCCCGAAGGCGGCAAGGUCCCUGCUGCCAACGAUGCUUCUUCCAAGAAGGCCGCGCACGAAGCCCGUAAGGCUCAGAUCGCUGCCGACAAGAAGGCUGCCCAGGCUGCUGCCGAUGCCAAGAAGACGCCCGAGGAGCGCGAGCUCGAGAAGAAGGUGGAGGUGCAAGGUCAGGUGGUGGCUUCCAUCAAGAAGGGUCUGGCGCAAGGUGAUGAGGAGGAGGAGGUGAAGAAGGCCAAGGCUUUGAAGGCCGAGCUGGCAGAGUUGAAGAAGAAGCUGAAGGAGGUCAAGAUCUAA
Molecule: messenger RNA, 2166 nt
Organism: Cryptococcus wingfieldii CBS 7118
Lineage: Eukaryota; Fungi; Basidiomycota; Tremellomycetes; Tremellales; Cryptococcaceae
Product: methionine-tRNA ligase
Exons: 10
Coding region: 1-2166 (721 amino acids)
Biological process (GO): methionyl-tRNA aminoacylation
Cellular component (GO): cytosol; aminoacyl-tRNA synthetase multienzyme complex
Molecular function (GO): methionine-tRNA ligase activity; ATP binding
Source: RefSeq, a predicted model, not a curated record